Manis pentadactyla (Chinese pangolin) is the source of this 11238-nucleotide messenger RNA. RefSeq names its product N-alpha-acetyltransferase 25, NatB auxiliary subunit (gene NAA25). Lineage: Eukaryota; Metazoa; Chordata; Mammalia; Pholidota; Manidae. Gene Ontology annotation, biological process: N-terminal peptidyl-methionine acetylation. The record is from RefSeq and is a predicted model, not a curated record. The transcript has 24 exons. Bases 5708 to 8614 code for a protein of 968 amino acids. Gene Ontology annotation, cellular component: NatB complex; cytoplasm. Gene Ontology annotation, molecular function: protein binding; protein-N-terminal amino-acid acetyltransferase activity.
UCAGUGUCUAGGUUUGGAAUAGCUUUUCUCUGUAGAAAUUUGAUUAAUUGAUUAGUUCAGAGUGCGUCUUAUUACUCAAACUGGUUAGUUUGGAUAUUGUGUUUUCAGUUUUGAAAACUACCCCUGACCUUACCAGAACAUCUGCCUAAUUAUUAAUUGUUUCACUAAAAUUUCUCUUGUGCUAUGUUCUCAACAGAUUUUGUACUCUCAGGUGAUUGGUGAGCCCCAGUGCUUUCUUCUACCAUUAUUAUUAAUUUAAAAAUGUAUUUCGUGAUCAGGGGGCAAGGAGGGGUGGAUGUGAUGAUCAGGUAUGGCACUUAAUACAUCUGUAUAGAAUACAUUAAUUGCUAGGUCAGCAAUUGCAAAACAAAUAGAGAAGUUUCAAAUAAAAAAUAAUCCCAUAGUCAUCAGAAUACACAUACAUAUUUAUGUUUACUUUUCUAGCAUAAGAUAAUUUGUUCUGAUCUGUUUUACUGGCUUAUAGUCUUGCUGUAGUCUGGAUCAGGUGUAGCAUAUGUCCUAGUUGUGUUACCAGAAUGAUAAUCACUUCUUUGGUGAGUUAGUGCAUUUCCCUUUGGUACCAGGCCAAACUCCAGGUAGUUAUUCUGCUGUAGUUCAUUAGUAAAAGCUCCCAAGUCUUUAGUCAAAUGGGGUAUUUAUUCUGAGCCUUCUGUUGGGCAGUGUUAUCUCUAUGAGUUGUGCCCCCAGGAGUUGCAGGGCAUCUUGGUGAGUGAACUAUCUUCCCUUUUUUGUAUCACUUGGCACAAUCUAUUUUCUUCUCUUCUGAAAUUAUGACCAUUUUAAAAGCUGUGACUUAGAUUUUUAAAUUCUAAGCAUUUUAAACUUACGAGAAAGACUUUAAUGCACAGAAAAUUCCUGGAAGAAUGUGUACAGUAGUGGGACCAUAGGGCAAGAUUAAGAAACUAAUACUUUUCAUGUUAUACCUGUAUGAACUAUUAGGACAUAUGUAUGUAUAUAUAUGUAUAUAUUUUAUCAUGGCAUGCAUUAUUUUUGUAAUUUAAAAAAUUAGUUGAAAAGAUUCUGAAAAAUCUGAUUUAAUGUGGGAAGCCGUCAUUAAUACUUGGUUCUUUGAACUUCCUGUUGUUGUCACUUUGUAUGUACGAUCCUCUCCCUGAUAGACUAUUCAGAUUUCCCCUGCCACCACCCCCUAGACAGUUUGUUCAUUUAUGUAUUCCUUUCUUCAGUUUAUUUAUUUAUUGAGGGCCUAAUAUGUGCUAGGCACAGUGUAGACAAUGUAGAUUUAGGGAACAAGCAAGUACCAAACAGCACAGACAUGGUUUCUGCUUUCAAGCAACUUGUAAUCUCAACAGAUUUUUUAAGUGAAGGUACAUGUAAUCAUUACAAUUGUGUUAAGGGCUUUAAGGAAAAGUACAGGUUCCUAUGAGAGCAUCCAGUAUGGGCAUCACGGCUGUUGUGGGCAAGUCAGGAAAAGGUUCCUUGUGGAAGCAACGUUUUACUUUGAAUAUGAAAGAAGAGUAAAGGCUAGUCAAGCAAUGAGAUGGGGAGAGGGAAUGUGUAAAGGAGCUUGUUCCACUUAGGGCCUAGGAAAGGCUCGCAUGUUUGGAAUGAGAGAUGGGUGAGAUGAGGCUGCAGAGGUAGAAUGGACCCAGAGCUUUGUUAGUCAUUUAAAGGAUUUUGAAAUUUGUUUUAAAGACAGUGGAGAGCAUGGAAGAAAUGAAACCAGGAGAGUAAGGUGAUCAGGCUUGGAUUUUAAAAAGAUAACUCUGAAUGCAGUGGGGGAAAUAGUUUAAAAGGGGGCAAAUAGUAGGUAGGAUGUGAGGUGAACAGUUAGGAGGCAUUAUUUGUUUUUAAAUUCAAGCCCCCAACCCCAUCUUGCACAGUAGGUAUUUAACAGAUUUGUUGAUUAAAGGAAUGGUUCACCUACAGUUUGUAUGUUCUUUUUUCUUUUUUUAAUUUUGCACUUCAUUUAUUCCUUUAAAACAAGACCUUCAUACAGCAUACAGAUAUUAAAAUCAGAUACAGUUUGUAUUUUUGAUAAAAGCCAGGCCCCUCUUCUCAAACGUUUAGGAUUUUUAAGCAAAAGACCGGGUGAUUUAAAGACAGGACUAUCUUGUAUCCGGUCUUUAUUUCUAAAUUGGAGCAGUAUCUUUAGUAGUAGUCUCUGUUGCUCUUGAGGAAGUGGAAACAGUGCAGCUUGUCAUUUCAGCUUCUCUUGAGAUUUUUCAUGGCAGCUGCAAGAACUUACAACUUAAAGGCUUUCCUUGCAAUUUACAAGACGGAUCCUUUUCCUACUGUCAGUAUCCCUGUAUGAUUGGACAAGUUAGCCCUAUGGUUUCUUCCACAGCACAAGUAGACAGUAGGCUCCAUGUGUUAGGGCCUACUGCUGCCUGCGUCUGCAGAGAUGAGCUUCUGAUGGAAUUUUACCUAGGAAGGUGGCUUGCUCAUUCAUUCAACCAGUUUUGAUAAUCUCUUGCCAAUUGUCUAACCCAGUGUUUCCCAAAUGUCUAUUAUUCUUUUGCCCAAUCUGAUUAUUUUUAACUCUAUUAUAGUAGUAUUACUUACUUAAUAUUUUUCUAAGUUAACUUUUACACUUAAAUUUAUUAAAAAUAAUCCAUAUCGUUAUCAAUAAUGGAAAACCUGUCACUUGCCUUGAGAAAACAAAACGAUAAAAACAAGUAUAAUGAAAACAAAACAAUGUUUUUAAAGCCUUAACUGGAUUCUGAUACUCUGAAACUCUGAGUCUGAGACCUGUCCCUUUCCUGUUUAAAAAAGGACAUUAGCCAGUAUUAAAGAAGUGAUAGGCUAACACCAAACUGAGACUAUCUCCCUAAUAUAAAGGAAAUGAUAGAAGAGAACAGCUUUCUCUCAUUGUGUUAUCUAGUGCUGUUUGCAAGGACUACCUAAAAACAUUUCACUUGGAGUGGUACCCAAGAAAACAUUGGUACCAUGAAAACAGUGGUACACUUUGAAAACAUUGCCAUAACUGAUACAUCAUCAUCUUACUGUUUCCUCUGCCGAUUUGUGGAUGGCUGAUUUUUGCUCACUCAUGUUAUUAAGGGAACACCACUAAUCCUCAUGGUCAAACCACAAUUGUCCUUGAGUCAAGUUUUAAAAAGACUUAACUAAAAAGACUGGCUUAGGAUAUCAUUUUUAUUGGCUUUUCCCCCCCUAAAGGCUGCUUAAUUUGUAUUCCAGAGUCAGAAAUAUAAAAUGAAAAUAAACUUUUCCCAAAAGACUCAGCAACCAAUGUCACCUAGGCAUCCAGGAAAGGAGAGCCUGACAGCAGGCUGAACGAGGUGGAGUGUAUGAGUUCAAACUCUUUUGGGUGUAAGGAACAAAAGCCCAUUGACACUGGCUCAAGUAAAGGGGGGUUUCUACAAACCCUUCUGGGAGUCUAGGCAGGAACACAGUGUUCCCUGGCCUUAGGGAAACUGGAAAGUUGUCAGGAUCUGAAGCAUCUUUCUCAGGUGCUUAUUUCUGCUUUUAUCUGUGUGUGUCUAUGCUUUUCUCUGAUUCUUCAGACCUUUUUUUUUCUGCUUACUCAUCAGUUUACCCAGGGCCCAGCAUGUUGGCUUUGUGGCCACACCAGGCUGUGGCUAGAGAAGGGAGAGGUCAUUAGCCUCUCCCCACAAGCUUAAUCAGCACCACCCCUCCCAAUUUUUAAAUGAAGAUAAUUGACAUUUUACAUGCCUUUAUAAAUGUUAUAUAAACGAAGAGUCAAGAGAUAAUUCCUUUUCUUCUCUGCCCAUCAUCCAACUUGCAUCCCCUAAGACUCCUUCAAAAUGGAAAUUCUGGAGCUGCCACUGGUAACCUCAGAUUUGAGAUAUUUGUUGACUUCCAAAUGAGGUUCCCCACAGCUUUCUGAUUCUGGCUUUCAGUGUUGCAGUUACAGAUUACUAGGAAGAGACUUGAUUUACCCAGUUUGGGUCAAGUGUCCACCCAUUGUGCUGCAGAUUCAUGGUCUAAACAUGGUCAUCUAGUCCUACCCUUUCAGCAGUAGAGUUAUUGGAAACCAUUGCCAAAGAAGAGGGCACAGGUAGGUAGGUACAGUAUUUUAGAGUCUUGUCAGCUACAGAGGGAAAGGUUAAAUAUCCUGAAAGCCCUGAUCUCUGGCCUGAUCCACUUAUGGUCAGAUCCUAGAGCUGGGGUCUCAUCAAAGAUACCUACUUUUUAAGAAGACUUUGAAAUAUGCUCUGUAAACCUGGACUCUUGCAGUCUAGGUAAGAAGUAAUUCAGAACUGACUCAGAAUGAGAUCAGCAUCAAGUUAUUAGGAAGAGAAGGUGUCACUGAGCUGAAAUAUCUCUUGUCAGAUACUCUGUAAGGACAAGUGAUGGCCUGUCAGCUGAGCUAUUUAAGAAAACUUGUAUUAGAUAUUUGGUAGCAAAAGACUGUAUGCUUUUAGAUUUCUGUGAUUCUGCUCUCUCUCUACUUGAGUAUUAGCUCAUUGAUCUUCCUUUCUAGAUUAUGGUUCCUUCUACAGUAAGGCUCUUUUUGACCUUCUCCCUAGAUUGUGAUUCCCUCAGAGUAAGGCUUCUUAAUCUUUUUUACAUAGCAUUACUUUGUGCUCAUCAAUAUUAAGUGCAUUGAAGAAAGACUGAAGAGAUGAAUCGAGAUGAAUUGAGAUGAAUCAUAGACUGUCAUAAAAUGAUAGUCUAUUUCUGUUAUUUGGGAUACUCUGGUCACUAAGGCCAUAGAUUAUUUUGACUUGUUAUGCCUCCUCUGUCCCUGUGCUGACUUGGGACCCUGAUGAGCAAAGAUGGACCAGUAGUCCUAGUAGAUUGUGAACUGGCCUCUGUUCAGGCAUCUUCUAUAUUUAGAAUUGACAGCUACCAUCCAGUUUUCCACUUACAAUGCUUCUCAUUUUUCUUUUCUGGAAAUGAAUCUUUGCUUUAAUUUCAUAUUUAUAUGUGUACACACACAUAUAUGUAUUUACAGAUAAAUAUAUAUAUUUACUAAUAGACUUUAUUUUUUAGAAUAGUUUUAGGUUUAUAGAAAAGUGAGCAGAAAGUACAGAGUUCCUAUAUAUCCCCCUGCCAUACCUCUGCCAGUCUCCUCUAUUUACCUCUUGCAUUGGAGGGGUACAUUUGUUACAACUCCCAAGCCAAAAUGGUAUGUUAUUAUUAACUAAAGUCCAUAAUUAACUAGUUUACAUUAGGGGUCAUUCUUUGUGUUGCACAUUCUAUAGGUUUUAACAAAUGUAUGAUGGCGUGUAUCUUGUUAUUACAUUAUCAUACAGAAUAGUUUUACUGCCUUAAAAAAUCCCCUGUGUUCCACCUACUCAUCCCAUACUUAGCCUCUUACUGUCUAUAAUUUUUUUCUUUUCCAGAAUGUCAUAUAGUUGGAAUCAUACAGUAUGUAGUCUUGUCAGGUUGACUCCUUUCACUUAGCAAUAUGCAUUUAAGUUUCCUCCAUGUUUUUUUGUGGCUUACUAGCUCAUUUCUUUUUUAUUGCUAAGUAAUAUUCCAUUGUAUGGGUGUGCCACAAUGUGUUUAUCCAUUCAUAUAAUUAUAUGAAUUAUAAUAGGUAAUUCAUUCAUUAUCUAUUCAUUUAUAUUUAUUAACUUCUUGAUUGCUGCCAAGUUUUGGCAACUAUGAGUAAAGCUGCUAUAAACAUUGGUGUGCAGGUUUUUGUGUGGAAGUAAGUUUUCAACUCAUUUGGGAAGAUACAGUACCAAGGAGUGUGAUUGCUGAAUUAUAUGAUUAUCUUGAUAAUGGUAAUAAUAAAAUGGCAAUUCAGCAAGCAGAUAAGUUGUUGAAGAAACAUAAGGAUCUUCAUUGUGCUAAGGUUUUAAAGGCAAUUGGUUUACAGAGAACUGGAAAGCAAGAGGAAGCCUUCACUUUGGCGCAGGAGGUGGCAGCCCUUGAACCCACAGAUGACAACUCGCUUCAGGCGCUUACUAUCCUUUACCGGGAAAUGCAUCGACCGGAGUUAGUUACAAAACUCUAUGAGGCAGCUGUGAAGAAAGUCCCCAACAGUGAGGAAUAUCACUCUCACCUCUUCAUGGCCUAUGCCAGAGUGGGCGAAUACAAGAAAAUGCAACAGGCUGGCAUGGCUCUAUAUAAGAUUGUCCCCAAAAACCCUUACUACUUUUGGUCUGUGAUGAGCUUAAUUAUGCAAUCUAUAUCGGCACAGGAUGAAAACCUCUCAAAAACAAUGUUUCUGCCCCUUGCUGAGAGAAUGGUAGAAAAAAUGGUGAAAGAGGACAAGAUAGAAGCAGAGGCUGAAGUUGAACUUUAUUAUAUGAUCCUGGAACGUUUAGGAAAGUACCAGGAAGCCUUGGAUGUCAUCAGAGGAAAAUUAGGAGAGAAGUUGACAAGUGAGAUUCAGAGUCGGGAAAAUAAAUGCAUGGCUAUGUACAAGAAGCUGAACAGGUGGCCAGAGUGCAAUGCCCUUUCCCGGCGCCUCUUACUGAAAAACUCAGAUGACUGGCAGUUCUAUCUGACUUAUUUCGAUUCUGUCUUUCGACUGAUUGAAGAGGCCUGGACUCCUCCUGCUGAAGGUGAACACUCUUUAGAAGGAGAAGUACAUUAUUCUGCAGAAGAAGCUGUGAAGUUUAUAGAAGAUCGGAUAACAGAAGAAUCUAAAAGCUCUCGCCAUCUCCGAGGACCACAUCUUGCUAAACUGGAGUUGAUUAGACGUUUACGUCGUCAAGGUUUUAAUGAUGAAUACAAACUGGGUGAUCCGGAAGAAUUAAUGUUCCAGUAUUUUAAAAAGUUUGGGGAUAAACCUUGUUGUUUUACAGACCUCAAGGUGUUUGUUGAUCUUUUGCCUGCAACACAGUGUACAAAAUUUAUUAAUCAGUUACUUGGAGUUGUUCCUUUGUCAACACCAACAGAGGAUAAGCUGGCACUGCCUGCUGACAUCAGAGCUCUGCAGCAACAUUUGUGUGUGGUGCAGCUGACGAGGUUACUUGGCUUGUACCACACUGUGGAUAAAAAUCAGAAAUUGAGUGUGGUCAGAGAAUUGAUGUUAAGGUACCAGCAUGGACUGGAAUUUGGGAAAUCCUGUUUGAAAACCGAAUUACAGUUUUCAGACUAUUACUGUCUCCUUGCUGUCCAUGUGCUUGUUGAUAUAUGGAGAGAAACAGGUGAUGAGACUGCUGUAUGGCAGGCCCUGACUUUGCUGGAAGAGGGAUUAACACACAGCCCUUCCAAUGCUCAAUUCAAAUUGCUGCUUGUUCGAAUCUACUGUAUGCUGGGGGCAUUUGAACCAGUGGUGGAUCUGUAUUCCAGCCUUGAUGCUAAACAUAUCCAGCAUGAUACCAUUGGUUAUCUCUUGACCCGAUACGCUGAAGCCCUAGGUCAAUAUGCUGCUGCAUCCCAGUCCUGUAACUUCGCACUCAGGUUUUUCCACUCCAACCAGAAAGAUACCUCAGAAUAUAUUAUUCAAGCUUACAAAUAUGGUGCAUUUGAGAAGAUCCCAGAGUUUAUCGCGUUUAGGAACAGGCUGAAUAAUUCUCUUCAUUUUGCACAAGUCCGUACUGAACGGAUGUUGUUAGACCUUCUACUUGAAGCAAAUAUAUCAACCAGCUUAGCAGAAAGUAUAAAGUCAAUGAAUCUUCAGCCAGAAGAAGAUGACAUUCCAUGGGAAGCCUUGCGAGACAAUAGAGACUUAAAUGUUUUCUUUAGCUGGGAUCCAAAAGACAGGGAUGUUUCUGAAGAACAUAAGAAACUUUCCUUGGAGGAGGAGACCGUGUGGUUAAGAAUCCGUUCCUUAACAUUGAGGCUUAUCAGUGGACUUCCAAGUCUUAACCACUCUGUGGAGCCAAAGAACUCAGAGAAGACCACUGAGAAUGGUGUAUCUUCCCGGAUUGACAUUCUUCGUUUGCUCCUUCAACAGCUGGAGGUGGCCAUGGAGACGGGAAAGCGAUUUAUUGAGAAAGAAAUUCAGUAUCCUUUCCUUGGUCCUGUACCUACGAGAAUGGCUGGAUUCUUUAAUUCUGGCUGUUCUCAGUGUCAGACCAGUUCUUUUUAUCUUGUUAGUGAUAUUCAUGAGCUGGACGCCAAUGGCUUAGAGGAUACAGUGGAGAUCCAGGAGCGAGUAGAGAAUAGUCUUAAGUCUUUACUAGAACAGUUAAAAGAUGUUUUCAGUAAAUGUAAAGGUGACCUCUUAGAAGUUAAAGAUGGUAACUUGAAAACACAUCCUACUCUUUUAGAAAAUCUAGUCUUCUUUGUUGAGACUAUUUCCAUUAUCCUUUGGGUGUCUGGUUACUGUGAGAGUGUCCUGCGACCAUACAAAUUAAACUUACAGAAAAAGAAAAAGAAGAAAAAAGAAACCAGCAUCAUCAUGGUAAUAGGAGAGAAAACACAAGUAACAACCUGGCCACAUGCUGAUUUUUCUUUUCACUGUUUUCCUGCUUUUCCACCUGUCCUUACCGGUUUCCAAGACUACGUGACUGGGCUUCAGACUUUAAUUUCUAAUGUUGUGGAUCAUAUUAAAGGGCUUGAAACACAUCUAAUUGCACUUAAACUUGAAGAACUUAUUUUAGAAGACACUUCUCACUCACUGGAAGAGAAAAAAUUUUCAAAGACUGUGCAAGGGAAGGUGCAGAGCAGUUAUCUGCACUCACUUCUGGAAAUUGGGGAGCUGCUGAAAAAAAGACUUGAGACUACAAAGAAACUAAAAAUUUAGGGAAGUGUGAACCACAGGCACUGAUGACUCCACAACAGAAAAUGACAUCAUCUUCCCAGGCAAAACUACACCUGGUUGACCAUCAUUUUAAUCCAGAACUUCCUCAUAAAAUGCAUGAAGGACUUUGAUUGUGAAUUAAUUUUUUAGGUAUUAAAUGUAUACAACUGAUUAAAUUAUUGUAUAUAAACCAGAAGCAGGACCCUCAUCUGGGUUUGACCACUUUUUAUACAUGUUCAUAUGCAUAUGGCAGCCACAAGAGAGCCCCACUUUUCUUCUUCCCUCCCAUCACCAGAAACAUUUGGUGGGGUUAGGGGUCCUGUAAAAGCAGCAAUAGAAAUUAAGCAUAAAGCAUCAACCUCAGAGCAGCUGAAUGGCCCUAUUAUUAGCAGUGGGUGUUUUGGUCUGGCCCUUAAGCCUUAGGAAGCAGAAGUAGAGGGGGACCGUGAUUGAGCUCAGGCCCUUCCACAUCAGCAGUUCAUUUUUGAGGCUUCCUCAGCUGGUUGGCUCCCACAGAACCCAAGGCAGGUGAAAAGGUCUCAGAUGAAAUUUGGCAUAAGCACCUGUCACUGAAGGGCACCACUCAGACACAGAUGUUCUAUUUUGGCUGAAUAGUCCGACAGCCAAGACUCUAACCUAGUUCCUGUGAGAGUUAAUUCAUUAACUUAGAGCUGUUUGGAGGGGCAAGCAGUGCAGACCACUUGUAAUCUUGCCCAGGACUAGCUUUCUUUCAUCCAUCUUUGGGAAAGAUGGGAAUCACUUUAAAGAGGUGUACAUAAUUUAUGCAGGCAAGUCUAAUGCCAAUGUCAUUGGUUUUGUGAGAUAUAUAUAUAUAUGUAUAUGCUUUUACAUAUAUACAUAUGUGUAUUUUCAAGUAUAUGUGUAUAUACUUGUUUAUGUGUAUAUACACAUUUGCACUUGAAAAUGAAGAUUUAAUACUUUAGUGUUUUUUAAGUGGGGGGUUUGGGAAGGAAGGAAUAUAUAUUACGAACUUAACCUAGGUUUUAAGUUUUAGGGUGGGAAAAGAAAUGUUGUCCAUUAGGUUUGACGUUCAGUGUACUUUCUUCAAACUUGAGAGUUCCACCAGGAUGGUGUUUACACACUUGGAGCUCCCCAAGACUAUAGCUUCAAGGGUUGGUCUGACAGAAAAGAUAAACAUUGCUCUUGAAAAUGUUAUACAGUUUAUACAAUUGCUUUGAUAACUUUUGUGUUUGAAUCUGUGCUUGUUUUUGGGCUUUGUUACUCAAAUACUGUUAAAGUUAGUAAUUCUGUAAGAGCAAAGAAAUGAAUUUGUUGAGGAAAUGCAAGCAUCUGAUAGAGGAUUGGUCUUGAAGACCUUAAAGGCCGUUACAACUCCCUUCUCCAGUGAAAUGUGAUCCUUUUUUCCUUUGAAAGCAACCAAAAGAGAGCUUGGGAAAUCUCUGUAUGCAAAACAAAUGCAUUUUUGUUCUUGGCUUCUCAUUUUGACUUUCUUUGACUCAAAACAGUUUGAUAGGGUGAUUAAUCUGUUUAAACUUCCAAGCAAAUACUUUUAGAAAAUUACAUUACCUGUUUAAAAUAAGAUGUUAGAAAUCCUAUCCCAUCAAGUAAUUUCAAGAAAUUAUUUCUGAUAUAAUUGGCAGCUACAGUUCUCACACCCAUCCCAAACGGAAGAACUGCUUUGAACAGAUGAAUUGAAAAUUCUGAUUGAUUCUAAAUUUGAUUUAAUGACAUCAUAAUUUCAUAAAACUAAGGCCUAUUUAGAUGGAACUUUGUGUGUGUAUGGCAUGUGUUCUUGAAAUGAUGUUUCUUUUAGUAGCCAAAAGUAUUAUACAUAGAAAUAGAAAUGUUCUUUCAAGUGUGUCAACCAACCAUGAUCAGAUUAGCAUAUGUGUGCUCAGUGGGCUGGCCUUGGUCCUCAGGGACAGUGCUGGACUCCAGUGGUCUACCUAACUACUAGUCCCUUGCCUGGGGGCAUCUGGGACCACUACUGGUUUUAGUGACACAAUGUUACAUCGAAGUUACGCUUCAUUACUUGCUGGAUUUUCCUACUAAUUGUAGCAUUUCAAUUAGAUCCAACCUCUUAAUGAAAUUAUGCAGAAAUGGACAAUAUCUUUUAUUGAUCUGUUCUUUUGGAAACUGUCAUACACUAUAAAUUGUGUAGUUAAAAAAUAUAUAUUCUUACAUGAGUAAAAAGCACCCUCUCCAGCAAUUGUAUAUCAUUGGUAUUUGAAGAGAAUUCCCAAAUAACCCAUUGCUGCUGCUGCUGUUUUUGAUCUGUGUGGGGUUUUUUUUUUCGUUGUGUUCUGUUUGUUUUUGUGUGGUAAGUUGAUAUUUUAAGAAAAAAAGAGAAAAAACACGACUACUGUUUACAGACUGAAAAAUUGCUUUUUAUACUACUGAGAUCCUAAGUUAAGACUCCAAAGCAAACAUUUGGUUUAAAUCAUUUAUCUGAUGUGGAUAAAAGGUAGAUGAAUUUUUAGUGUUCUCCACAUAAUGGAAAAUGUACAAGUGCUUAGUGUUACCCAUUAAUUUUGUGUAUUUUCAUACUUUUAAUUGUUCAAAAUUGCAUUAUAUUUUGCAAUCACUAUGUUCAGUCUGGAUUUGUCUUUCAUUUAAACAUUUAAUAUAAAAAGAGUUUCAGUGUC